Molecule: messenger RNA, 1857 nt
Organism: Rhizophagus irregularis DAOM 181602=DAOM 197198
Lineage: Eukaryota; Fungi; Glomeromycota; Glomeromycetes; Glomerales; Glomeraceae
Source: RefSeq, a predicted model, not a curated record
AUGUCUUCUGAAAAGGAACUAGGGUGUAAUGAUGAAUACGAAGUCCACAAUGAAUGGUAUUGUAUUUAUCGGGAAAUAAGCUGGUGGUCAAGUCCACUAGUAAAAAUUGGAAUGAUCAGUGAUAUUUUUGGUCCACCUACUAUACUUGCCGAAGGACUGAUUAAGAUGGGUAACAAGUGUCUGGAGUUUAUGGAUAAAAAAGAAAAUCGUAAUUUCCAGGUUGCUUACAGGAUUGAGUUACUCCCGAAUAAUAACCAAAAAGAAUGGGAUUAUGUCAUGCAGUUGGACCCCGUUACAUGGUUUGAUAUGUUAUAUAAUUUGUCCGGUGACUUGCCGAAUACACUAAAGGCUGCAAGGAGUUAUGUAAAUAGUGUUCGGAGAAAAUACAAACUGCCAGCUCCUAUUCAGCCUACUAUGAACUCUAUACCUUCUAAAAUUUAUUGCGGGCAUCACUCAGAUUGUAAGUAUCCUCCUCCACCUGAGAGUAAUAAAAAAAAUGUCUGGAAAGCCCCCUCUCUUAAAGAGCGUCCUAGUAAGAACCACAACUCGAACCAUGAAGAGCCUCCUGUUUUUUGUGCUGGAAUGGCUCCACAGCAAGUUCGUUUCCCUCGGUAUUGUAACUGGUACGUGGAGAAAGAACGUAUAGUCAUUGGAGAAGAUGGGAAAGACAGUUGGAUAUGUGUAUUCCAACAGGAUGAUGUACGUGAAAUUCUAAUAUGUUCUCAUCCCGGAACAUACAAUACAUAUGACAAGAAUACUAGACCAAACAAUCAUAAAACGAACAAGCAUUUAGUUAUCGAUAGGAAUUUAUGGAUUUGGGUGCUGGGAUACUUCAUGUCUACAUAUUUGGUAGAAAAUAUCUGUAAGCAACAGAUCAAAAAUCCUGUUGAACUUUUUGCGUUCAACUUUGGGAAAUGGGAAUCUCUAGAAUCUAAAGACUAUCAGGCAAAAGAGUGCCAUGGUCAUUUACACGUUCAUAUAAAACCGGAGGUGGUUAUAGCAUUCGAAACUGCUGGAACUGAUGCCAUGUAUGGAAAAAUAGGGCAACCUAAGCAGUAUGGCAUACAAAAUUGUAUAGAAUUAGAAACGCAUCGUCUAUUAAGCUCAGAGAUGGGACAAGUUAUAGAAGAGAUUAGUGGACUUAGAUCAGAAACUAACGAGCUUAAAACAGAAAUUAAUGGGAUGAAUCAAAAGCUAGAUGAGAUAUUGAAACUUAUUCAAAAAGGAUAUCUACUAUUAACUAUUAAAACUCUCACUAUAUCAUGUACAUUACAUGGAGGUUUGCAUUUACAUUUUUUUCCGGAAGAAUGUUUAAUGAAUGGCGGACAUUUAUGCAAAUUAGUUAUGUGCAAGUUUACUCGUGGUCAAGUUAGAUGGUAUUGGAAUAGUAAAGAAUCUGUUAACGAAAAAUGUUUAUUUGAAAAAAAUAUCAUUACAGCAUUUAAUAAAUAUAACAUUAUGAUCAAAAUUGAGCUUACUUGUCAUCUUUGUCAUGAAAUAGAGGAAAAUCCUGAGUCAUUUACCAUUAAGCACAAUCACUUGGAGCUAUGGAAGGUAAAAAAGGUAAAAAUUGAUGUUCUAGAAAAGCUCGAGGUAACAGAACUUGUUAGCAAGCACUGGGAAGAACAACCUGGAAGAAAGCACUUUCACGUUAUUGUAUGUUCUAAAUUAAUAAUCAAAGACCGGGAGAACCGACGAUUGAAAAAACUUGUCGAAAAAAUCAAAAAGCUUACUGACCUUAGUCUUAGUGAUGGAAAUAUUUCUGUGGAGGUUAUCACGAAUCAUACAAGUAUAGACGAUGAAGAAAAACUAAUGUCCGAUUGUUAUGUAAUUAUGUUAAAAGACAUACUUUAUUGA